AUGUCCACCAGUGUCCUUCCCACCGCUCUCAAGACACCAGGAACAAAAAAACUAGUCGGUAAACGCAUUAUUCUAGCCUCAAACAGUCCUCGAAGAAAGGAUAUCCUCAUUAAUCUUGGCCUUGCGCCGGAAAUCAUCCCCUCUACAUUUGAAGAGAACAUCCCUGUUUCAUCAUUUGAAGAUAUACACGAGUAUCCCGUUGCAACUGCCACCCACAAAGCCGUGGAGGUAUACGAACGUCUUGUGAGCGAAAACCCAGAAGAUGCUCCCGACCUCGUCAUCGGGGCGGACACUGUGGUCCUGACGCAUGCACAGCCUUCUACUUCGGAAGUAUCAUACUCUGAACUACCUGGCAUACAGCAGGAACUACUAGAGAAGCCCACGUCCAAGGGGGACAACCUGCGCAUGCUGCUCGAUUUGAAUGGCGGUAUUUUAUAUCCGGUACUUAGUUCACCAGGUUACACGAUCAAGUCGCUAGAUGAGCGCACUCUAGUUUACUUUGCCGACAAUCCACCCCAUGUCCUCGAAGCCUACGCUGAAAAUGGUGAAGGGCGAGACCGCGCAGGCGGAUUUGCCAUACAGGGCUUAGGAAAUCUUCUUAUCCGAAAGGUUGAUGGUGACUUUCAGAAUGUGGUCGGUUUUCCUGGCGCUUCGUUCUUCAAAUUAAUAGAGUUGCUGGCUGAGGAAGAAGAGGAAUUCAUGGAAAUAUGA
This is a messenger RNA of Serpula lacrymans var. lacrymans S7.9, 711 nucleotides long. RefSeq lists its product as uncharacterized. Bases 1 to 711 code for a protein of 236 amino acids. Lineage: Eukaryota; Fungi; Basidiomycota; Agaricomycetes; Boletales; Serpulaceae. The record is from RefSeq and is a predicted model, not a curated record. The transcript is spliced from 8 exons. Gene Ontology annotation, molecular function: nucleoside triphosphate diphosphatase activity.